Molecule: messenger RNA, 3548 nt
Organism: Rana temporaria (common frog)
Lineage: Eukaryota; Metazoa; Chordata; Amphibia; Anura; Ranidae
Gene: IFT88
Product: intraflagellar transport 88
Biological process (GO): intraciliary transport; non-motile cilium assembly; inner ear receptor cell stereocilium organization
Cellular component (GO): centriole; ciliary base; non-motile cilium
Molecular function (GO): kinesin binding
Source: RefSeq, a predicted model, not a curated record
GCGCGCGGUGCAUGCUGGGUCCGGAUCCCUGGGAGCUCUCAGGCUGCUAUCAACAAACUGAUGUGUGAUCCGGAGCAGAGAGAGUGGGAUAGUCCGGACACCCCUGCCAGCUGCCAGUACCUGAGCUGACGACAUGAUGCAACAUGUUCACUUGGUGCCCGAGGAAGAUGAAGAGGACCUGUAUUCUGGAUACAAUGAAUAUAACUCGGCCUAUGACACUGAGGAUUUGGAGAGCGAUGUGGCUUUUCAGCAAGCUUUACAAACGAGCCAUGGACGGAGACCUCUGGGUACAGCUAAAGUCCUAGGGACAGCUGCUGGCCGUCCUUUGAUGACUGGAUUUGGACCCAGAGCAAAUCUGACUUCAUUAACAGGAAGACCUAUGACUGGAGCUGUGCAGGAUAAUGUGCCUCGGCCAAUGACUUCUAUUCAAUCGGUUAAUUACAAAAAGAUACAUUUGCCAAGUCAGCCUAGAGGUCCAAUUUCUCCACUGGUACCCAAGAAUGAAGAUACACCAGAGGAAAAGAUUAGACAAUUAGAGAAACAAGUUAAUGAAUUAAUCGAAGAAAGUUGUAUUGCUAACAGCAAUGGAGAUUUAAAAACGGCCCUGGACAAAGCAAAGGAAGCUGGGAGAAAGGAGAGAGUUUUGGUCAGACAGAGAGAGCAGACACUAUCUCCGGAGAGUAUUAACCUGGACUUGACAUAUUCAGUGCUGUUAAACCUGGCCACCCAGUACUCCAACAAUGAGAUGUAUACAGAAGCCUUGAAUACGUAUAUAGUGAUUGUGAAAAAUAAAAUGUUCAGCCAUGCAGGCCGAUUGAAGGUCAAUAUGGCCAACAUCUUUCUGAAACAGAAGAACUAUUCCAAAGCAAUAAAAUAUUAUCGUAUGGCUCUUGAUCAAAUCCCUGGUGCGCACAAAGAAAUGAGGAUUAAGAUCAUGCAGAAUAUUGGGGUGACCUUUAUCAAAACAGGGCAGUACACAGAUGCCAUUACAUCGUUUGAGCACAUCAUGAGUGAGUCUCCGAACGUGAAGGCCGGCUACAACCUGAUAUUGUGCUAUUUUGCUAUUGGAGAUCGUGACAAAAUGAAAAAAGCUUUCCAAAAACUAAUAGCUGCACCCCUUGGAAUUGACGAUGAAGACAAGUAUAUCUCAUCUGGUGAUGAUCCACACUCUAAUCUUGUUCUAGAAGCUAUUAAAAAUGACAGCCUGCACCAAAUGGAGCAAGAACGGAAAGCAUUGGCUGAAAAAUACAUCAUGGCUGCAGCCAAACUAAUUGCUCCAGUUAUUGAAAACUCGUUUGAUGUUGGCUAUGACUGGUGUGUUGAAGCUGUAAAGACUUCACAAUAUGUGGAACUGGCAAAUGAUCUGGAAAUUAAUAAAGCUAUAACAUAUCUGAGACAGAAGAACUUUACCCAGGCUGUGGAAACCUUAAAAAUGUUUGAGAAAAAAGACAGCAGAGUGAAGAGCGCGGCAGCAACCAAUCUCUCCUUCCUGUACUUCUUAGAAAAUGAGCACACCCAGGCAGACCUGUAUGCAGAUUUAGCAGUGGCCGCAGACCGCUACAAUCCAUUAGCACUUACCAAUAAAGGAAAUGCUAUGUUUAUAACUGGAGAAUAUGAAAAAGCUGUGGAAUAUUAUAAAGAAGCUUUGCGGACUGACUCAUCCUGCACAGAAGCUCUAUAUAACCUUGGUUUGACGUACAAGAAAUUAAAUCGCCUCGAGGAAGCUCUGGAUUGUUUCCAUAAACUACAUGCAAUCCUCCGAAACAGCUCGCCGGUUCUUAGUCAGAUAGCAAGCCUGUAUGAAUUGCUUGAGGAUCCUAAUCAGGCAAUAGAAUGGCUAAUGCAGCUCAUCAGUAUAGUUCCUACUGAUUCACAAGCACUGGCUAAACUUGGCGAGUUGUAUGAUACCGAGGGUGACAAAACGCAAGCCUUUCAGUACUACUGUGAGUCAUAUCGCUAUUUCCCUUCAAACAUUGAAGUCAUUCAGUGGCUGGGAGCCUACUACAUUGACACACAGUUUUGUGAGAAAGCCAUUAAGUACUUUGAAAGAGCAGCUCUUAUACAACCUACGCAAGUAAAAUGGCAGUUGAUGGUGGCAAGCUGUUACAGGAGGAGUGGAAACUAUCAAAAGUCACUUGAAAAAUACAAGGAUAACCGAAGGUUCCCAGAAAUUGUUGAAUGUUUGCGCUUUCUGGUCCGGCUCUGCACCGAUAUUGGGUUAAAGGAAGUCCAAGAAUACUGCAACAAAGCUGAAAAGGCUGAGAGGAUGAAGGAGUUAAAGGAGCAGCGUGUAAGAUCUGGUAGAGACAGUAGUGCCCGAAGUCGAAGGGAUGGCAGAGAGGGCAGUGCCAGCAGUGACAGUGGGCCGAGCAGUGCCACCAGCUCAAAAGGAGAUCGUCUUAGUGCUAAACUGAAAAGUCUGCCAGGAGCGAAUGACCCCUAUGAAGCAAGCUCCAAUAAAGACAUAGAUGCUUCAUAUACGGACCCUCUCGGGCCACAAGUGGAGAGACCAAAAACAGCAGCAAAGAGGAGAGUCGAGGAGGAAGAGUUUGCUGAUGAAGAAUUAGGAGAAGAUCUCCUCCCUGAAUAAUUAUUUAAUUGUGAGAGGAAAACUGAACUUUUAGAACAAAUUUUCUCUUUUAAUAUAUCCAGGAACAACAAACAACUCUGCAUAUGUAAUCUAUUGCCUUUUCUUUCCCUAUACUUUGAGAACUCUCGUCCCAUGUCCAGGACGGUGUAAACAUUUCUUUGCGUAUAUUUAUUCUGCACCAAGGGUGCUGUCAUAUUGGAUUCCAUAGGAUGUCAUGGAGAUGGCAGGAGAUUAGAAGGAAGCUGAGAUAAAGACUGUUACAUCACAGACGGGAGGGAGAGCAAGUGGGGUUUGCAGGGUAGCUUCAGAGUGACUUGAUUCCAAGCUGCUUUGGCUGUAAAGUUUCAAAUAGAUUUUCACUACAGUGCCUGCCGCAGAUAUCACACCCUGGGGGGAGCUUGGUAAAAGUACUGUAAUCCUUGGCAUGCAAACAUUAAUAAUUGGCUGACCAUAGCCUGGCCAGAGGUUCCCCUAAAUAUAUAUUUUUUAUACUGUAAGUGUUUAAAAUUUUUUAAUAUUCACUCUUCCAUAUUUUUAUCAUUGCAAUAAAUAUAGAGAUUUACAGAUUAACCACUAGAGGGAGCUCUAAAUUUGACUCCACAUGGAACUCUAGGCAAACCUCUAAAUGUGAUAAAUACUCACAUAUUGUUUUACCUGCCAAAUGAUUUGUAAUUCUGGUAAUGUACUCAUGUCUGUUAGGAAAAUCACUCUGCUACUUUUUCUUUUAGCUCUGAUUCAUUGUCCAGUGAACAGGCUGAGGGGUGGCACUCGUAUAGCUGUACAUUGUGGAAGAGGUACAUGAAUUACAAUAUUGCUUAUACGAAAAUUACAAAUCCUGGGGCAGGUAAAAUCAUAAUUAUACAUAUAUUUCAACUGUGUAUUUAGCUGUUCUCUAUGGCUGUGAGGCACUGCAAAGCAGUAAGCACUUAUAAUGAGCAUAUGUGAUUGUGUGUAUAUG